AUGUCAGCUCCAUACAAGAAAACGAAAGAUAAAUCAAGGGUUCCAUGUGUGUUCUUCAGACGUGGCACGUGCACCAAUCAAAACUGUCCCUAUUUACAUGUGGGUGGAAAGGGAUCAGAUGGGAAGUCCGGCAUUUUACACAGUGGAUCAUCCGGAAAUGGAUCUUCAGAGACGGCAACGAAUCUACUCUCUACAAUGUUGAAACUUGUAUUUGAAAAGCAGCAGCAUCAUGUUUACAACGCAGCAACAGAGAUGUUAGAUCUGACGGAAUUCAGUAAACUUCCCGAUCUGAAAGAUGUGGCAAGUUCCAUUAAUUUUAAUACGCAGAGUUUCUGUCAUGCACUGUGUACAACCAUAAAGUCGCUCAUUAUUCCACCACCAUCCAUUUUGCAAUUAAAGAAAAAUGGCAUCACAACAUUACAUCCUUUAGCGACUCAAUUGGAAAAGGCAGAUCUCCAUCUCUCACUGCGAGCUAUUUCCUUUGAAGAUAAUCAAAUUAACUCACUGGACGUUUUAAGCGAUUUAAAGAGUUUUCGUAACCUUCAGGAAAUUGUCUUUCUGGGAAAUCCAAUAACAGAGAAUAAGAACUACCGUGCUCAAGUGAGAAGAGUAUUACCAUUCCUUCUAGGUCUAGAUGGAGAAUCCAUUGUGGCUCCACCGCUCUCUUUACCGUGGCCACAGUUUGUAGAUGCGGGAUAUAAUGAUGCCCAACGGCAUGUGCUACAGUUUAUACAAUGUUCCUUAUUAAAUCCGUUAGAAUCCGAUGGUACUCCAGAAGUACCACGUGGUGUAGAUGUGGUGUCCAGUGUAUACGCACCAAACGCCGUACUUUCCAUUUCUCUCUCAUCACCAGAGUCCGCUGUAAGUUCUCCAGCGCGAAAAAUGGAAUCUGGCACACAACAACUUAAUCAACAACGCAAUAUUAUUAGAGAAAUUGUAGGACUUCGUUUAAAGCAAACUGAAUGUAAUCAUAAUUUAUUACAUGGUGUUAAAUCAAAUGUUAUGGCAUGUGGAAGGACAAAGGUAUGUUCACAACUUGAACAUUGGUUAUAUCCGAAGUGUUUUAACGUUCAACAUUUUCUUCAUGGAAGUGCAAGUGCAUCAUUUCUUGAUAAUACAUACCUCUAUGGAGCCUCACCUGUAGCUAUGAAGGUACCAGUAACAGUAGUAACACUACAUGGUGUAAUGAUUUGGACCUACCGAUCUCAACAAAAUAAUUCAAAUAAUGACCUUCCGUCUAUUCGGCGUAAUUUUUCACGUGUAUUGACUGUUUCGCAAAGUGAGGCAGGUCGUUGGUUAAUAACAAAUGAUAUGGUGUCGCUUUACCCAUUUACAGGUUUAAGUGGAGAUUCACAAAAAAAAGGUAGUGUUAGUAAUGGUGAUAGUAUAAAUACAGAUUUAAGUGAAAGUCGUAUCUUAUUUAGCCCAAGAACAGAUCGUAGUCGUGUGGAACUCUUAAGUAGACGACAUAAUGUACCACCAGAUGUAGUGAUGGCUUUGUGUCAGCAUGUUAACAAUGAUGCGGAAUUAAUAACGGUCUUAAAUGAUAUUCGUGGUGUACCGUUAUCUAUGUUUGAACAUUGUGCUGAACUAACAGAUUCAAACGUACUUGAGAGCAUUCAGGUUUGCCGUAUUGGGAAUCGCUUUGGUUUGGCACCACAGGAAGGUUUGGCGUUACUGCGACAAGUGAAUGGAAAUUGGUGUGCGGUGGAAGAGGCAAUAUUAGCAGCGAAUUCUGCACAACAGUCAUAA
Trypanosoma theileri is the source of this 1752-nucleotide messenger RNA. RefSeq names its product nuclear RNA export factor 1/2. Gene Ontology annotation, molecular function: metal ion binding; RNA binding; protein binding. The coding region runs from base 1 to 1752 and encodes 583 amino acids. NCBI's taxonomy places the organism in Eukaryota, Euglenozoa, Kinetoplastea, Trypanosomatida, Trypanosomatidae. The record is from RefSeq and is a predicted model, not a curated record. Gene Ontology annotation, biological process: poly(A)+ mRNA export from nucleus. The transcript has a single exon. Gene Ontology annotation, cellular component: nucleus.